GUUUGCUCUCUCGUUCUCGCGUUCCCCUUCCAGUCUCGCUCGAUUCUCGUGGCGCGUGGACGUUUGCGUAGCGCCAGAAAAUAUAUCACGGUUUCCUUCUUUGUCCAGAAAUUGUAAUCUGGAACCGAAGGAGCAAGCUCGUGCUUGCGUACACGUUUGAAAACUUACCGUUGCGUGUGUGAAAUAACUGGUGAAAUCUGCUGGUGUAUCCCGUCGUGUGUGUGCGUUCAGUGAUUCCCGCAUAGUCGUUCGAGCAUGAAUAAUAAAGAAGCAGCCGGUGAUCUCGUCGCGUGGAUCUCGGGUGCGAGCUGGUGACGGGAGCGGAGUGCGGGUGUCGUGGGGUCCCUGUGAUGAGUCUGCGGUGACGGCUCGCCGCGGAGCGGUUGGAUGGCGGCAGUGACCGGCCCCGCGCGGCACUCUCGCGUGUCAAUGAGUGUGUCAAUGUCGCUGAUGCAGGGCGGAACGCCGACCGCGUCGCAGGGCGCCAUCCUGGCGGCGGCGGCGCCCUACUACCAGACGCCGGCCAUCCCCUCGGAUGUUCAGCCCGACCGGCCGAUCGGCUACGGCGCCUUCGGUGUCGUAUGGGCGGUAACGGACCCGCGCGAUGGCCGGCGUGUGGCACUGAAGAAGCUGCCCAACGUUUUCCAGUCGCUCGUCUCCUCCAAGCGCGUCUUCCGCGAGCUCAAGAUGCUGUGCUUCUUCAAACAUGAAAACGUACUAUCGGCGUUAGACAUCCUUCAGCCGCCCACGCUAGACUUCUUCCAAGAAAUAUACGUGAUCACGGAGCUGCUACAGAGCGACCUGCACAAGAUCAUCGUCUCGCCGCAACACCUCUCCGCCGACCACAUCAAAGUCUUCCUGUACCAAAUACUCAGAGGUCUAAAGUAUCUACACUCGGCUCGGAUCCUUCACCGCGACAUCAAGCCCGGCAACCUUCUGGUGAACAGCAACUGCGUGCUCAAGAUAUGCGACUUCGGGCUGGCCAGGGUCGAGGAGCCUGACGCCAGCAAGAACAUGACGCAGGAGGUGGUGACGCAGUACUACAGGGCACCUGAGAUCCUAAUGGGCGCCAACCACUACACAGCGGCCGUGGACGUUUGGUCGGUCGGCUGCAUAUUCGGCGAGCUCCUAGGCAGGAGGAUCCUCUUCCAGGCUCAAAGCCCAGUACAACAGUUGGAGUUGAUAACGGAGCUGCUAGGCACGCCAUCGCUGGAGGACAUGCGGCACGCGUGUGCCGGCGCGCGCGCACAUAUGCUAAGGCGUGCGCCGCGUCCGCCUGCGCUCGCUGCACUCUACACGCUCUCCGUACAAGCUACGCAUGAGGCUGUACAUCUGCUCGCUCAGAUGCUAGUGUUCGACCCGGCGAAGCGCAUCUCCGUGGUGGACGCGCUCGCGCACCCGUACCUGGAAGAGGGCCGGCUGCGGUACCACUCGUGCAUGUGCCUGUGCUGCUACAGCGCGCCGCCCGCCGCGCGCCACUACUCGCCCGACCUCGAGCCCGUCGCCCAGCAACCAUUCCACGACGCAUGGGAGCGCAAGCUCACUUCCGUGCACCAGGUCAAAGAGGAAAUCCACAAGUUCAUAGCGGAGCAGCUGCAAACGUCGCGCGUACCGCUCUGCAUCAACCCGCAGUCGGCGGCGUUCAAGAGCUUCGCAAGCUCCACCGUGGCGCACCCCAGCGAGCUGCCCCUCGCCGCACCAGUGGGAAUGACACCGCCUCCGCGCCGCACACCCGCGACACCCGCACCCGGCCGACGUCGCCACCACGCGAUAACCCGCACCGGCGCACAGCCGGCGCGGGGACCACGGGACCCGUGUCGUACACCAUACAUCUCCGCCAGCUCACCGUCCGUUGUGUGCGUGCGCGAUGACACGAUUCGCUGGGCGCUCGCAUAUACGCAGACACGAGACCAUCGUUCUAUGGUUCAUAAGACUGCGGUCUACUAAGACAACGUUAUCAGAAAUAUGCCUGGGAUCGCAGUGGAAAUACGAUGUCACGCGUACUCAUUGGUAACGACAUCCACGGAACUUUCUACGGUUCUCAUAUGAUCGCAGUCGACUAGAAAAGGUCAUCAUGCAUGUACAUAUUGUGCCCUGGAUAUGAUGUCGAAAACCCCCCGUGCACUAGCCCUCAAGGAUCCAGCUGCGUCGCGUUCCAACGGUGAUACGGAACGAAUUAAUAGUACUUUCAAAGAGGUUUCGUUUUAGCAGUCGUUUCUUACGUUUUAAAAUAAGAAUGUGAUAGAACGCGGAGCUUUCUUCUUUGUUUAGAUCCAUCGCGUGAUCUUAGUGAACGUUCUGUGCGGAUGCUAAUACAUUUUGAAAUUGAUGUAAUAAUUUUAGUUUUAUGUACAAAACGAAUGUAAAUGAUGAUGUAACCGAUCGGCACAGAACAAACUAGUCCUUUCGCUAGAUUGUGUUUCAAGAUUCCUUUGAUUUGCUUUCAAAUAAAAGUAUAAGCGAUAGCUAUCUGUAACUAAAGUGUAAAAAACCGCACCAUACCUCAUCGCGAUAAUAUUAGAAACGCAUUCGUGUUAGAUGUAAUUACCCAUUUAAUUAGAAUUCCUGCACGAAUUGUUACAAAAAGUUACUGAAUUUUGGGGAACAACUAUAGCAAAAAGUAUAGUAGAAUCGCAGCGAGACUCCUUAUCAAUUAAAAUGAUAAUGAACAUUCUACUUUUGCUAUAGUUUUCACCACAAAAUUACAAUCGAUGACAAUGAAAACUCUCGAUAACAAUCGUGCAGUGGUGAAAGCAAAACGAGGAUCUGUUAACGCUAAAUGUGACGUCACUCUACCAAAUAUAUUUUGUCCUAUUUACUUAGCGUAGAGUAUAGCGUUGUGUGGGUAGUUUAGCUUAGAGAGCAGACGAGUACUGCGACACAACGAAUGUCGCCUCGACGACAAUUAAGUCAUCUUUUAAGUGAAAAAGACACGGUGAAAGUGAAGCUGCGGCUUAACGGACUAUGUAGGAGAACCUACGAAGUAAGAUGACUUGAUAAAGGUACGAAAGGUAUCUUCGAUAACCUUUAGUCUAGUUAUGUUCAUUAAUUUAGCGAUUCCAUGUAAUUAUACAUAUGUAUGUAAUUAAUGUGUAGGUUUCAUUGUGUGCCUCAUUGUGUUUCGUAUGGACAUUGCUAGCAAUAAAUGUUGCAAUAUACCUAUAAUUAAUUAUUAAUGCGUAAUCGAUUUGAAUUUCAUUUUAUGUGACCGAAUUAUUGGACAAUUGAUUUGUUUGUGUUCUGUGCGUUUAAUAUGUGGGGAAGGGUCGCCGGGUGGCGCGUACUUAACGUGCCGCAGUUAUUGACGGACUCGCGACGAAUCUCGGCCGCCAGCGCCUCUUCCUCAUCUGUAACAUAAUAUUGUAUCUUAAGCUUACUCCUAAACACCAUUGUAUGUAACAUCGACUGAACAUUUUUACGUAGCUAGGAUAGAUAGAAUUAGAAGUAUUAAAACUACUAACCCACUCUAUACGACAAGUAUAUAAAUAGCAAACGAGUUCUCGCGAUCGCUGCGGUAGUGAGACGUAUAGGGGAUGUAAAUGUAAUGGAUACAUGUGUAUUUCGAGCAUUUAUAGAUUUAGAGGUUUGUAAUAAGUAUACUGGGGUGUGUUAGUGUGCGUGGUCGCGUAGUUUCUUCAUUGGCGAGUAUCGUAUGAAUAAUCGUACAGUAAUUAGUUCAAAAUUGAUGUUAUAUUUGUGUUGUACUCACGCCGCUAACAUAUGACUAGAAUAGUGACUUUGUGUGAGUGUCGAGAGACGUCGUAGCCUUAAAACUAGUUCAAAACUAUAACAAAAUGAAAAAAAUGUAAAUAAAUGAAAGUAUAGUAUUAUUGUUAGGCCCUAGUUGGGAGGUAAGCCUUGUAGCAAACCCACACAUGUAUUUAAAGUUCCACUGCUUGUUGCAACCGUAGCGUUUCAAAGCUAAAGUAUUUAUUGUGGGAUCUAGUUGUAAAAAGUGUAUUUGUAUAUUUAGAUCAAUUUGCCAACGAGAAUUAAUUAUAUGUUUUUAUUCAUUCCAUCGACAUACGACUAAUUUGUCGUUCUGUUUUUAGAUCGGAAAAUACCAUUAUAUACGACGAUUACUAUGACCUUUUGCGUUACGAAAAGGCACUGUAUCUAUCCUCGGUUGCAGCAAGCAGCUAUGUUUGAAAUUAUUUGCUAUGAACGUGUCGUAACUAAAAUUCUAACACCUCAGGAGGAUUGAAUAUGCAUUGUGCAAGUUCAUGGAAUAAUUUCAAGUAUAAAGGUACUGCAACAGGCUCUGGUCCGUGCGCGGACGCCUCGCCUUAGUUAACUAACACUGUGAUCCGCUAGGCGCAAUUAUUGGAACGGGGCCGCUACAAGCUCUAGCGAUUUUACAGUACUCUCCAUCAGUGGUCGACAGAACCACAUGUGUUGCGUCAAAUGGGUGUGAACUCUCAGUAGGUAAAGCCUUGUUUACUAGCCGACGCCGCACGCUACUUACAGCGUCAUAUUGUAUGCAAAAAGCAGAAUAUUAUGCUGAAUGUUGCUCACACACUUUUAAUAUAAAAUUGUGGCAUUGUCGACCCUCGAAGCUGAAUAUCGUGUAUAAAUAAAGAAUUAAAUUAAAGCUGUACUUUGACCUUAUAUAAUAUGAUUUGUAUACCCAUUUUAAUAAAAAUUCAGUAUUCCUAAUUCUGAAUUGCGAUUUAUGCCACCUGAUAAACGUAUUGCGGCCUUCAUGAUCAGUAGAAUAUACAUGCCUCUGCAUACAACUUAGCAAGCAGCUUGUAUGUCAGAUUUAUAGUUUGUUGUAUCAAAUAUAUCUAUCCUUUUUGUUGAUAUAUCGCUAUGGCUUGUAGCUGCCUCGAUACACACCCGUAUACUGUCGCUCUUUGUAUGUGACAAUGUAUGUACAUAUAGUCAAGUGAUUAUUUACCGUAUUUACAUAUUGGUUUUAGAAUUCGCUUACCGAUCGACUUUUGUAAGCAAAGUGUAUUGCAGUCUAGUCUCUAGAUUUUAAACUACAUGACAUCACAUUUGUAAUACCGUAAGGUAUUUAUAGGGCUAGACUGGGGUAUGCUUUAGAUAUAACUUUGUAAUGACGUUCGAUUGGAUGUAUGUAAAUAAGAAUAUAUUAAGUAGACGCAUAGAGGUAAUCGGCGUUUGUAAAAGGUUAGGUGCGCUCGCGCACACGUGGCGCCGGCGAACACGCUUCUUUAUGUCCCGAACAUACUUGAACACGGCACUUCACUGGAAGAAAUUAGCAUUGAAUUAUUAUUGAAAGGUAAUUGUUGAAUGAAGUUGUGUUAGAAGAUGUUUAGAGUCUUAUGAACGGCUGGGGUUAAAACAAAGUUCAAUUCAAGACUCCCCGGUGAUUUCAGACCGACUAGUGGACAAGAAAGAAAAAUUCUAUAAUAAAAAAAGGUUUUGACUUUCAAUUUCGUUUUUUUGCGCAAUAGUCGUUCUGAGGACCUGUAGGUAAGGGGGCCAGCUAGCACAAACAACUUUGUACAGUUAUCCUUCGUUAAUUAUAUUGCUUUCUCACCUGUUGGCGGCGGUGAAGCCCCCUUUGCGAGCAGAUCUGCGUGCUUAGUCAUUCAAUUACCUCAUUUAUUAGUGCGCCGAUAUAUAAUAACAAAAGGCAGUCUCAAAUUUCUCUCCGGGCAUUUAUGGUACCUAAGUUUAAAGCAAACAAUUUUUUUUUCUAUUUUAGUCAUUGUUGAGAGCCAAUCGGUCCUCGCUGGAGAUACGGGCGGCCGGUUGCUCUUUUUGAACUUCACUAUAGUUAAGUUAGUAUGGAUACAAGUGCUAAAUUCCUUCCCAGUGCGGUGCGUGGUCUAGUGUGGUCGGGCUUAUGUAAUGUACGUAUCGCGUUUCCAGACUUUCAGAGAUCUCGUAUUGUUUAAGUUCCGCGUACACGACUGUCUUCACAUACACAAGUGAUCUUUAGUUGUAGUUAGUUUCCUUCUCGGCCAGUCCACGGCUUUUCUACUAUUAUAAUAAUUUACUCGAAUUAAUAAGUCACUCGUGGGCUCGUCCCCGUUUUAAUUCAAUUGUGUAAAUAUUAAAUAGUAAUAAUUACUUAAGUUUCUUUCAAUAACGAUCUUAGUUUUUACUCAAUACCACCACGAUUUAUGUUAAUUUUAAUCCUGAUUUAUACUUAAAAACUAAAAAAAAAAUACAAAAAAUGAUAAAAUGUCGUAUUUUCUUGUGAUUCUUUUCUAUUUACCAGUCGUAAUGUACAUAGUAGGUAUUCUGUGCACUGAUAGUCGGUUUUAAGUUACUCUAACUCUAGGUUAAAAUAUCAAAUGGCUGUAUUAAUUCUCGUUAUAUCGCCCAAGACAAAAUGUUCACUUAUAAGACUUAGUAGUUGGAAUGUUCGCUUGACGUCGGGACCUCUGUCAACGUUUCCUAUGUAUAGUUUGUUUUAUUUUAAUUUUGUAACGGACUGUAGUUUAGUUCCGAAAUGUGACAGAGUGUGUAAUGUAAAUAUAUGGUACGUGUUUCUGUCGUGUACGGAAUUAGUUGCAUUUUACCAUUGUUGCGACCUGCCAAAACUAUUGUAAUAAUUUUGUAGCGAUAUGAUCGCGAGCAUUGCGUUACCACUGAGCUAAUAAGGACCCUAGAUGUGAGUUGAUGAACAAAGAUCGACAAGGGUGGGCUAUUUACCUUCUGAAGUCAUAUUAUUAGGUGAAUGUCUCACUCUUUCUGAGUUGAGUGAUAAGGUUCAGUUUGUAACGCGCUGGUCGCGACGUAGGCGCGAGCUAGCAGCUGUAACAUCGGGCUCGCGAUACUGUAACAAUAAAACUACUGCAUAAUUA
Leguminivora glycinivorella is the source of this 6785-nucleotide messenger RNA. It is a transcript of the gene nmo, whose product is annotated as serine/threonine-protein kinase NLK2. Lineage: Eukaryota; Metazoa; Arthropoda; Insecta; Lepidoptera; Tortricidae. Gene Ontology annotation, biological process: intracellular signal transduction; protein phosphorylation. The record is from RefSeq and is a predicted model, not a curated record. Gene Ontology annotation, molecular function: MAP kinase activity; ATP binding. Gene Ontology annotation, cellular component: nucleus; cytoplasm.